Molecule: messenger RNA, 5921 nt
Organism: Gymnodraco acuticeps
Lineage: Eukaryota; Metazoa; Chordata; Actinopteri; Perciformes; Bathydraconidae
Gene: plekhg4b
Exons: 24
Coding region: 763-5514 (1583 amino acids)
Molecular function (GO): guanyl-nucleotide exchange factor activity
Source: RefSeq, a predicted model, not a curated record
UCAGAGUUUGCAUGGCAAUGGGGACAGGGGGUUAGGGUGCAAUGUGGGUGCUUGUGUUUGUGUAGCUGUGUGCAUUUGUGUAGCGAGGUAAUCAAUCUGAGUCCUGGAGCCCAACGUGUGCAACUCUGUCCGUCUGUGAGAGGAGGAACGGUUUUAGUCAAAGCCCCCUUUAACUGCUUUUACUCGCCUGUUGGGACUGAGAGGGGACAGAGGGGGUAGCAGCUCAGCCUGUGUGAGGCUGGAUGGUGAUGUGAGUUCCCAUGGCUGUGUGAGGCGGUCAGAAGGAGAGCGAUGACUCGUUCACUCUGUCCCCUGUCAUCUGGUCUCAGCUUCUUUACAGUCUGAACUGACACUGAGUCUUUGGACAGCUGUAUCCAGAGCACCUUGUCGGCCCUUUACCGCCCCUUCAGCUCCACCGCGGCCACCGUCCUGUGGCAGCUCUUCAGUGUGGUGGAAAGGCAGUACCGAGGAGACGGCCUCCGCUGCCUCAUUGACUUCUUGCUUCCUGCCAAGAGGAUCCUUCAGAUCAUCCAACAAGAAACCUGUGUGAGGUUCAGAGGAUUGCUGUUCUAUCAUGAGGGGUGGCCUCUCUGCAUCCACGAGAAAGUCGUUUUGCAGCUUGCCCCCCUGCACAAAGUUCGACUAAAGCAAGGAGACUUCUACUUACAGAUUGUUCCUUUAGGCCGUAAGACUGCAAAGCUUGUGAUAAAAUGUCUGUCGGUCACUGGGCAGGCAAUUACAGAAGUCCCCAUCGCAGAGAGCAUGUAUGGCAGCGUCUUCACAGCUGAGUUCUUGCAGAAUGUAACACGGGACCGAAACCUGCACCCACUACAGAACUGUCUGCUCACCACUGGUACGGCUGUGUUCAGGACGCCGUGGAAGAACGUGGUCAACCCUCUGUUUGUCAGCAGCACGGCAGACGCCAUCAUGCAGGCGCAUUGCAACAGAGGUGGCUUCCGUGGUCACCUGAGCACCUGCAGCACCAGCGGGUCCACGGGCACUCUGGACAGCCACCGCAGCUCCAGAGAGUCGCUGCACUCUCAGGGAGCUGACUCUAUCUUCUCUGAGCCAAACUCCCCACACAGACCCCUCAUGGACCCUAGCGGUGGGAGCCACAGUGACAGUGCUCCGGACGCUGCUACACCCAUCAUUAAAAUGGAAAGGCCCACUGAAGAGUGUGGGAUAGGGAGCGAGGAUAGCGCUGGGCGGGCCUCCAAGAUGCUGUCUUUUAGCACGGACCUCAGUAACCCAGGCCCUCGCCGUCGCCUCCCAAGGGACUCCGUUCAAUUUGAGAGCAGAAGACUUUUCCGGAAGUCUUACAUGGAGGCCCUGCAGAAUCCCAUGAGUCUCGGGUCCAGCUCUGAAUCCAUACUGGAGGAAAGCUCAGAGCACAGUGCUUGCUUAAGAGAGAGUCCAGUGACACCAGGCAGCAGCCCAGACCCCCGGACCUCCUCCAGAGAACACUUAUCUCGGAGGUUGGGCAGCCGGAGCUGGCUCGGUGGAGAUGACUCCAGGCCCAGCACACCUUUACUUUACUUACAGAGGGGGCUGAGGAGCGCAGAGAGACGAGCAGAAAGACGCUCAAAGUCGCUGGAGAGGACUAACAAGGCUGGACAGGUUAAAGGCCACAGAGAGCGAUCCUCCUCUGGGGGCUCAGGUACCACCACCCCUAAAAAGCUGAUGAAUGGCUACGCUCUUCGUUUCGGGAAGCUGGACCUUGAGGCAGCUUUGCCUGGUUCUGAGAGGAGAAGCAGCAAAGACGACUCAGGACAGCGUGAUGACACCAUCAGCACUGAGAGCAGGCGGCACAGGCAUAGUGGAGAAGAGCCGCACAGUCCUAAAGCAGCCAAUGGGACGACGAUCAAGAGGCCUUCAGCAUCAGGCUUUUCCUUUGAGAGUUUUUCGGCUCUCCCUAAACUGGUGUCAGAGCUCAACCAAGAGCUGCUCACAUCGGGUGCUGUGAUCCUGCCAGGAAACCGAGAUCGCAGUGGGAGGGCCGUGCUGCAGGUGUGCACCAGAGCUCAGGUAUGGGCAGGUGAGAGUUGCACGGUCAGUGACCUCACCUGUUUACUGGGCUACUACUACUCCACGCUGCGGAAAGAAAGGUGUGAUCAAGGUUUAACUGUUGUGAUAGACAGCAGGAGGCAGCAGUCUGUUCCAGCUCUGUUGUCAUCUCUGUCUGAAUUGCAGGCGUUAGCACCCAAUGCACUUUACACUGUUCUCUUCCUGGUGGACAAGGAGACAGCAGCCAAACCUGAGAGAGACAUGGAUGUACAGACUGAAACACUGUCGUCUCUGAAAGCCCUGCAGAAGCACAUCGAUCACACCCAGCUCACACGAGAGCUAGAGGGCCACUUCCACUACGACCACAAGCACUGGAUCCACUUCAGACAGAAAAUCGACCCAUUUGCCAGCAGUUGUAGCGCGGCCAUCUCCUCUCUUCAGGAGUCCAUCAGCACCCUGAGCAACAGCGGCAACCUGAAGACCUCUGAGGAGGUGUCUGAGGUGAUGGAACAGCAGAAGACUCUCAUGAAGCGUGUACUCGAUGACACCCGUCUAAACAGACUGCGCUUAGAAGGAGGAACUGUCCUCGCACGCAUCAGGAAGGACGAGGCCUCUGAGAAUGAAAACUACAGAGAUGCUGUAGACAUGUUGAAUGCACUGUACAACCAAGUAGAUGAAGAAGUCCAUAAGCUCGUGAUCCUCUCCAACAAGUCACAGAAACAGUUAGAGAGCCUGCUGGAGGUGCGCACUUUUGAGGAGCAAGCACAACAGAUAAAACUCUGGUUCAGUGUAGAAGGAGAGAAGCAGCUCACGCCUUUGGAAUCAAUCACUCUGUCUGUGGCCAAAGUGAAGGAGAUGAGAGAGAGCUUGGAACCGUUUCUGGAGGAGUCAGUGCACCAGCAGAGACACGGCCUGCAGCUGGUCAAAGACUCUCCGGAGUCUCUUCCAGGUUCAGCUCUCCUUGACUUCAAACAACAUCUGGGCUCCAUCCUAAGCAGAGUGGAGAAGAGGAAGACCCAGCUAGACAUCCUAACCAACCUGUAUGACUUCUAUGACUCUGCAAACCAGUGGAUCGAGCACUGCCAGGAUUAUUUCCAUCAGCUGAAUCUGGACACUACAGGUGCCGGAAUUUCCCCAUCUGUGGAAAAGAUCCUGCAGGAUUACUACACCGAGGCAUCCAAGUUCUCCACGGACAACUUUGGCAUCCUGAACGACAUGGUGCUCUCCCUGGAGAGUCCUCAGCAGCUGCAGCAGUGGACCUCCGUGUGGCACAAGUGUCAGCAGACCAAACAGCAGUUAGAAGAGACUUUGGCUCGAGCCAUGACUCCAUCCCCAAACACCACGGCUGUUGACAUAGCGGCUUCUUUAAAGACUCCAGAAAGCCAGAUUUCCACCACAGAUCAUCAUGGCGUGAAAGCAUGUGUUAUUUUCCCUGUUUCACCAUUAACUUUUGAGGACAUCAAGCCCCACUCUGCUGGGCCUUUCUCCAAGAGCCCAACCAGUUCAAUAUCCUCCUCACAUUUCACAUUCUCCCCCGACCAAGACAGUAAACUAAGGCAGAGUCCGUCCUUGUUUGACGACACAGACAGCGACUGCACCAUCGACUCGACAAUAUCCUGCCACUCAGAGCCCGUCUACUCCGGGACGUCCCGCCUACGCAAGCAGCCCAUGAAGAAGAUCAUGAAGAAGACGAUGAGCUAUGAGCUGACCCAGAGGGACAGCGGUCAUCACUCGGACGUCAGCCACAUUCACGGCUACACUGGUGUGUACAUAAAGGGUUUGGAGGUGGCUAAUAACGUGUGUGCAGAGAAGAAGCUGCAGAGACCUGACGUGAUGAGCCCCGCUUUAGGACGCAGCCGCAGCAUGUCCACGCCCUCCAGGAUCAACAACGGAGGCACUGAGGUAGAGGGCAAGAAACAGAGCAGUAAAGUGCAGCACAUCAUGGACGAGAUGAUCACCACUGAGCGGGAGUACGUCCGCUCUCUCAACUACAUCAUUGAGCACUAUUUCCCCGAGAUGGAGCGCCUGGACUUGCCCCAGGACUUGAGGGGUAAGCGCAGCAUCAUUUUCGGGAACGUGGAGAAAUUGUGGGACUUCCACAGUCGGUACUUCCUGAAGGAGCUGGAGUCCUGCGCCCACUCCCCACUGUCCAUCAGCAGCUGCUUUCAAAGACACGAGGAUCAGUUUGGAAUGUAUGCUCUGUACAGCAAGAAUAAGCCUCAGUCCGACGCUCUGCUCAGCAGCCAUGGAAACGAAUUCUUUAAGAACAUGCAGAUGGAGCUCGGGGACAAGAUGGACCUGGCCUCCUACCUGCUGAAGCCCAUCCAGAGGAUGAGUAAAUACGCUCUGCUGCUGAAGGACCUGAUCAAGGAGUGCAGUCAGUCCCAGGAGCAGGAGCUGAGCGACCUCCGCACCGCAGAGGAGAUGGUCAAGUUUCAGCUUCGCCAUGGCAACGACCUGCUGGCCAUGGAUGCCAUUCGUGGUUGUGAUGUGAACCUUAAAGAGCAGGGUCAACUCCGCUGCCAGGACGAGUUCAUAGUCUGGUGUGGACGGAGGAAAUACCUCCGCCACGUCUUCUUGUUUGAAGACCUUAUCCUCUUCAGCAAGACCAAGAAGAUCGAAGGAGGAUAUGACUUCUACAUCUAUAAACAGUCUUUCAAAACAGCAGAGAUAGGCAUGACUGAAAAUGUUGGCGACAGCGGCCUACGCUUUGAGAUUUGGUUCCGUCGGAGGAAGUCGCAGGACACGUUCAUCCUGCAGGCCAGCUCUGCAGAGGUCAAGGCUGUGUGGACCGCCAUCAUAGGGAAGAUCCUGUGGAGGCAGGCGCUCAGGAACAGAGAGUUGCGCAUGCAGGAGAUGGUUUCCAUGGGGAUUGGAAGCAAGCCUUUUAUGGACAUCAAGCCAAGUGAUGCAGCUAUCAGCGACAGAGCCAUCGACUAUUUCAUGAAGGGGUCAGAGUCCAGGACCAGGGCCUCCAUCGCGGUGUCUUCGUUUGAACACGCCACUUCCUUCAAGAGACCUCACUCCACCAUCUCCAACAGCAGCACCUCCUCCUCCAGCAGCCAGUCGUCCUCCUCCCUGCUGGGCUCGCUCAACCUCCAUCUCUACUCCUCACCCUCUCACCCGCACACACACCCACACCUGGUGACCAGCGUUCCCUCCUUUGCCCAGUGGCCCUACGACUGCAUAGAGGAAGACGAGCUAGAGCAGGACAGCGGGAGCCAGCCCUCCAUGAUCACUGAGAGCUCAGAGACAUCGUCCCAGUGUCCCUCCAGUGACAGUGUGACCGGUCUGAGCACCCUCACCAUCCCCGAGCACCCCAGCCUCAGCAUGGACUCCUUCAACAACAACAACGAGACUCCCCCUUUCCUGUGCUCCUCCAGCCCUCCCUCCUCCAUCGCCUCUCCUUCCAUAUUCCAGAAAGAGGAUGACCUCCAACCCCAGGGCACCAAGUUCAUCACAGCAAGCACAACCUCUCAUAUAGCAGUAGGCCUCUCCACUGUGGUCUGACUCAGAGCUGAGGGGGUUAGCUCACUGUGAAGUCUUCAGACUGAAUACUACUGACGUCUCAGCGGUUUAUCAGGACAAAGAGAUGGAGACGACAGGAGUCCAGCUUCAAAGCACUACGCCUUUAAUGGAUGAAGCUCAACUAUUUUAUGACAUUUCAUUGCAAUUCUCUGUAUAUUGGAUAUUUUGACACAUAGUAUACAAUACCAUGAUGGUACUUCUGUGGUCUGUACAUUUGUUUUAAAAAGACUAGUUAAGAAUCAAUGUUUAUAUUGUAGAUGAGUUUUUUUAUGUGUUUUACAAAAAAAAUAGCAGGCAGAUCGAUCUGUUUAACUGUCAUGUUUCUUUUAUUUUGUUGCCAGUCCUGUGUUAUGAAAAGUUUGUACAGGUGAUUAAAAUGUUCAAAAACA